GUUUUGGUUUCUUCCACAGAUGUAAACAAAAAGAAAUGCAGCGGUUGUAUUUAAAUUAUGUUAUAAAUUAAACAACAUUAACAGUUUAUAUUGAAACUAUUUCCACAGACAAAUAAUUUAACGAUGGAAAGUAAGCGUUCAUAUAUGCGCAACAGAAAUCCGUUUGCAGUUGAUCCAUUACCAAAAGCGUAUUACCAUCCAUCUCCAGAAAGGCGUCUUAACAAGGCAGAGAAAUCUCUUUCCAUUAAACCAAGCAGCAGCUCAGAAGAUACAGGGGCAGACAAUGAAGAAAGUAGGAAGAUCAGUCCUGUGGAUGAGAUGUUUCUGAGAGGCACAAACAUGUAUCAGACAAGACCAAGCAAACCCCCUGGUGAUACAGAAGAUGAUGUCAACUUUGAUGAGUCAUGGCCCUGUAGUGAAAGGCCGUCAUCUGUAAGCCUAAAUGAGUUUGAGGAGGACAGCUCAGAUCAUUUGAAUAAAUAUCUAUCACGGAUUGACAGUUUAAUAGGAUUAAAGCCAAAUUCAGACUCUCUGGACGAAGCCGACUUGCUUGAAAGGAGAAGGAUGCCUGGAUCAUCAGCACGGGGUACUGGAGUUACUGCAUCUAGAGAUACUGGUAAGCCAUUAAAGAGUAGAAUUCCUGUAAAAGAUACCAGGCAAGGUGGUAGGAAGUUGAAAGCACAUGAUUUAGAACCAGAAGAUGAAGCUGAAACUGAUGGAUCUGUGUUACAGAGGUAUAUCAACAGAUUUAGGAACAGUGCGCCUAUGAGUCGUGAAGAAAGAGAGGAGCAGUCUAAAUCGGCAUCUCAGGAUUUCUGGUGGUUGUCUAAUGGUGCCCCACCUGCAAAAACACGAGAGAAGAAGAAAAAGGAUGGUGCAGACACCCAACAUACCACCCCACUAACUACAGUUAAUCUAGAUAAAUAUAAGGAACUACAGAAAUUGGCUGAUAAACAGCGGUACCCGGCACACAUACCAGAGUCACCAGGUGACAAGAGAACCAUAGAACUACAGGAGAGAGCAGAAAAAUUGUUAGAGAGAAGUUCGAGUACUGUGUUAUCUACAGACCCAGCUGUAUCUACAGAAGGACUUGGCAGUAAUACAAGUGACAUGUCCAGCCUUGACGAAUAUACAUAUAGACCUAAAUUUGCCAGCUAUUUAGAUUCAGACCAAAGGACUGGCUCCCACCAGUAUUCCCAGCCUCCCCUUCUAGGCCAGAGGCCACAGGCAGAUGCUGACCAGAGAGUAGGGUACCAGCAGUUUGUUCCUCGACCCAUGCCUGGUCAGAGACCACCAACGGGAGAUGAUCCAUUACACCAGUGGAGACUGAGGCGGCGGAUGGAACUUGCUCAACAAUCAGCACCUCAGCAUACCCCACAGUUUGACUUCAUCAAUAAAACUGAACAACAGAAGAAAAUAGACCAGAAAUUGGAAGAGUUCAAACAGAGGCUGUCGGGCCGGGCUCCAGCCCGAUCACAGGUGCAGUUUACACCAGCCCCAAUGCGACAGCAGGAACAAAUGCAGAGUCCACAGCGACCAGAAAGUGGAAGAUUUCAUGAACCUCAAAUUGCCAGUCCUAGUUUACAUGCACCGAAACCUAGGUCCGAGCCUGUUGAGGAGAUAGAUCCACACCUUCACCUCAUGUGUGAUCUGUUACCUUGCCCACACAGAGGACAGCUCCAGGGAACUACAGAUCAAGGAACUAGUAGUAAUACUAGAAGCAACUUUAAAAAAAAUGUAGGGACUAGAAAUAAUUCUGACUCGAAUCAGGAUGAAAAAUAUGAUAAAAUGGGCAAAUAUAAACAAUACUUGGAAGCGGAAAAGCCAGAUGUGGAAAAGUCUGAUCAUGAAACAGACAUUACUGAUGUAGACAGAGGGAAAAAUAUAAAAUCAGAUGAAAGAAAGGGUCAAAAGACUAUUCAGGAAAUAGAAAACAUGGUGAAAGACAUUGGUGCUGAGGAUGAUAAAAGUUCAAACAAGUCUGAUAUAGUUGAGGACAAUCUUAGUCAAAAAUCAGAUAGAAAGAAAGAAAAAGAGCAAAAUAGCGAACAUUCUGGAUCAGAGAGUGAAAGAUCAGAAACAAAGUCAAAACAUUCAGAGAAAGUAGCUGACAGUGAUGAGAGGCUGAAGGAGUCUGAAGACAAAAGGGAGAAAGUUAUGAAACCAAAACAUUCCAGUAGUCCUAAAAGUGGAAGGAAAGGCGUCAGUGCAGCCAUAGGACAGGCUGUAAAAGAGCAUUUAUUCAGUACAUCUACCAGCACAGUGUUAUCAAGUGUAGACAGUCUGCCACCUUCAGCUUCUACAGACAGGUUACCAUGGAAACAUAAACCACCAUCGCAUGAUCAGUCACAUGAUCAACAGGUCAGACAGCUGGAAAAUUAUGAUGUACCUUAUGAAUCAGAUGAAGAAUUCUCUGAUGAUAGUUUACUACAGAUGUUACGCAAACAAAGGGCUAUGUAUGAACAACAAUUACAGGAAAUAGAUAGUAUCCUCAACAAGGCGAAGAGUAGCUGACCUGUCAAGUGGAGUAAUUUUGUGUUCGUGUAACUUUUGCAGACUGUGAUGAUAUAAUAUAGUGCUUUCAAAAAAUAUAUUUAUUAUUUAUAUAUAAUACGGAACUGUGAUCGGAGGUGUAAACCUGAUUUGUGCCACAAAGUUAUUUCAUGGAAUUGGCAGAUUGCUUAUAAAAAUCUGUUAAAUUUGUUGCAUUUAGCCAGCUUGUUAUUUAGAAACACUUUAAUAUAAUUGUAAAACAUGACACUGAAAGGUCUUUAAAUCAUGCCGUGACACAGAGAGACCUUAUUGUGACUUUGUGAUGUAUAGUUGAAACUGGGUAUCUCACUUGUUUGUAUUGAAAUUCCAGUUGUUUGAAGAAAUUUUCAGAGUCAUUAAAAUUCCGUCUCAGUAUAUUGAGGGUUGAACAGAAAACUGUUGAAACUCAUAUUAGAUAAAUGAGGAGUUAAGAUAGUUUUCUGUUCAGCCCUCGAUAUAUAUUCUUACUUAUUGGUCAAAUCUGACAAACUGUGACUUCAUUUGUGUUGAAGUGGAUUUGAAGUCCUGUCUGUCAAAUUCUGUGCGUUUACAAAAAUGUAUAUCUCAGUGUCAAAGGUAAAAAAUGGUUACCUGCAAAAAGGGGUAAAUAUACAUUAAAUAUAAUAAAUAAAAACUAUAAGAAAAAGUUUUCCAACUGCUAAAUUCUUUCAAAAUGUAUACAAAAUGUAUAUUUCAUGUGUACGUAUUUUGUGACUGUCAACAAGUUUAGUGAAAAACACCUUUACAAUGUAUGGUAUACGUUUUAACCCUUAGCCUGCUGGCGGCAAGUGAUUCUGCCUUUGCGGCCAGGGCAAACCAAGAUCAGCCUGCACAACAAUACACUGCACUGUUUGCCAUUCAGUCAGUAUCUUUUUGGUCCUUUUAACAGUUAGUGGCACUGUCCAAAUUGAAAGAUGGACAAGUUCAUUAUAGAAAUUUAACAGGCUAUGGGUUAAUUUAAAUUUUGGUUAUCUCAAAGUAUUACACUUAAUCCCUUGGAACUCAAGAUACUUACUUUCAGCUGUAAUUGUAUUAGGCUUUAUGUCAAAAGUUGAAAUAUAUUUUUAGGGUAAUUAGUGUGACAAAGUUUACAUCAUUAAGAAGGCAAUGUAAUUCAUGGAAUAUAAAAUUUAUAUGACUUUUGUAACAGCUCAUUUGAUAUUCAUGUCUAAGUUAAGUUAUAGAAAAAAUAAAAUAGAAACUAGU
This is a messenger RNA of Mercenaria mercenaria, 3738 nucleotides long. RefSeq lists its product as uncharacterized. NCBI's taxonomy places the organism in Eukaryota, Metazoa, Mollusca, Bivalvia, Venerida, Veneridae. The record is from RefSeq and is a predicted model, not a curated record. The transcript is spliced from 14 exons. Bases 124 to 2514 code for a protein of 796 amino acids.